This is a messenger RNA of Ramularia collo-cygni, 636 nucleotides long. RefSeq lists its product as uncharacterized. Bases 1 to 636 code for a protein of 211 amino acids. The record is from RefSeq and is a predicted model, not a curated record. The transcript is spliced from 2 exons. NCBI's taxonomy places the organism in Eukaryota, Fungi, Ascomycota, Dothideomycetes, Mycosphaerellales, Mycosphaerellaceae.
AUGAUGUCAGCAGCAAACGGUAUCUGGACCAAAGCAAGCGCUCAACGGAAUAUUGAUGACUACUGCAAGCAGUCCGCAGCUCACGCGGGGGGGGACUUGCCGAAGCAGGGUCGAAGUUUUUCGCAGAUCUUCAACGAUGGAACACCAGGUCGUGUGGAGGUAACGACAGAAUGGCCUGUGGGAUCUCGAAGCUAUCAGGUAUUCCAAGAGGAAUGCCAAUAUUAUCUGAGCGUCCUCAAUAAUGGAUGCAGCUUGCCAGGAGAUGAUAAUUCGAUGAACUGGAAACACGGCGGCAGCAUCUCUGAUGGGAACAGGGUCAAGUACACCAUAACCCCAACUCAGGAUCGUCCCUCACCACCGAGGAGCCCUGUCGGACGUUGCAAUGCCAAGUACCGCCCUUGGGCAUACAACUGGGAUGUCUGGGGAGGAGGUUUUGAGAGCAGUAACAAAGGCAAAGAGCUUGAAAGGCAGAUUCGAGGUUGUGGGGCCGUGACAGCCUGGAAGUUUGACUAUUUUGACACUCCAGCCGCAGAUGGAACGGAGUGGCAUGCAAGCGGUACCCUACCCAUUACCAUUUCCAAUCACUGUCUGGCCAAAGCGGUGAAGAGCGCAGGAGGAUUCAAGUCCAAUUGUUAG